This is a messenger RNA of Spodoptera frugiperda (fall armyworm), 6298 nucleotides long. RefSeq lists its product as uncharacterized. The transcript is spliced from 28 exons. The record is from RefSeq and is a predicted model, not a curated record. Bases 51 to 6287 code for a protein of 2078 amino acids. Gene Ontology annotation, biological process: regulation of membrane potential; potassium ion transmembrane transport. Gene Ontology annotation, molecular function: voltage-gated potassium channel activity. NCBI's taxonomy places the organism in Eukaryota, Metazoa, Arthropoda, Insecta, Lepidoptera, Noctuidae.
UAAUCAAGCAAAGUAUUUAAAAUGUUGAUAAAAUAAUUAUUAUUACUAACAUGCCUUUAAGGAAGACUGAAGGUGCUAUGGAUGACUCUCUUAAACAGACGUCCAAGUCGAUAGACAAAAUAACUGCAAUUAGCAAGAUGCUAGAGAAUAAAACAGGAACUACAGAAGAUAGUAAAAUAGAAUGGAGCAACCUUAUAUUUCUACCAUUCCAACCUGUUUUCCAAUUGUUUGUACUUCUUAGCGUCAUCGUAAAGGUUCUACUGGGUCCCAUACAAUCGGUAUACCCGAUUGUGUACUGUGGCGAAGUGAUGGAUCAAACGCCAGUUCUAUUGUUCAUAAAGUAUUGUUACUGGUACUUUUGCGAUGCUUUAUAUGGGAUCGACACUUUUCUUCAUAUUGUGCAUAGACAAGUCACCGACCAAGCAAUGCGACGUGAGCAUUUACCAAAGUCAGCAGGAUUGUUGAUAAUAGAUCUGAUAUCUCUAAUUCCUUUCUUGCGCCUAGUGAUGCCGAAUCCAUGUCCAGUUCCACGCUUAUGGCCAAAUAUACUUGCAUUUAAUGAGUUUCUUGUCAUUUACAGAGUAACAGAAUACUUUUCACUGGUGACUACGCAUUCGUACUUUAACCUUUUGGUCGGCUAUUCCCUCACGUUAUGUAUGACAUUGAAUUGCAUUGCUUGCUUCUGGUUGCUCCUUACUGAGGAAGGCUUUUGUAAGCAUUGUACAGGAGUUGGAAACUACUACGACUGGCGAGCUUAUGUUAUUUAUAAGCUAAACGAAACGGAUGUGGGAUACACUACAUAUGUCUACGCAUACACAUUUGUAUUUUCAUUUACCCAAAAUGCUUUCUUUGAUAACGAAACUAAACCCUCUGCAAUAUUAGAAUUUAUAAUAGUUUGCAUGUUUUUAAUAUGCGCUUAUAUUUUAAAUCAUUUUAUUGUAAUGCCGAAAUUUUUCGCUGAAUCGCUACUUAGACUGCGAAGAGUUUGCACUAAAUAUUCAGUCACUAGAAAGAUUAUAGAAGAGACACACAGGAGAAAUCCGACGACAAAUGCCCAUAAAGAAGUUGAAAAUUUCUAUAAAAUCAUCUGGAGAAAACGUAGUGGUAUUAUUCAUAUGCCUGAGGUGUUCAAAACAGAAAUACCGAGAUAUUUGCGACUCGAAAUUAAACAAGAUUUACUUUGGCCCUUAUAUUACCAUAGUCCAAUUUUGAGAAAAACGUCAUUUCCCCUUCGACGACUGAUAAGUGAAUGCGUUGAAUUAUCUUACAGAAUGCCUGGGGAAAGGUUUUUUGUAGGAGACCAUUCUAAAACCUCUUUGUAUUACCUAAAAUCAGGGAUAGUUCAGCUUAUUUCAGCAGAUGAUGGUAUCACUCCUAUAUUUUCUGUUACAAGUGGCACCAUAUUUGGAGAUAUCAAUUUUUAUGUACCUAACUACGAUAGAAAAGUUGCAUGUCAAUGUCUCACGUAUUGUGAAAUAUAUGUCGUUCAACGAAAAUAUCUUAUACAAGCUCUACACAAGUAUCCCAUUGAUAGACAAACUGUCAUGGAGGCGGUAAGAGACCGAUUAAAUCAUGCAAAGAAAUUGUUCAAUAGUAAGAAGUCUAUAAGAGGAUUGGAUAGAAAUGAAGACGAAGGAAUAGCUUGGAUCAACAGGCGUUGGUGGGAAAUAUAUGAAGUUUUUGAAAAAGUAAUGGAACAAACCGGGUUUUCUAGAGAACAAGUCAGAUGUGAUUUACCACGAGAGGAAUCAAUAUACCACUGCGCGAAAUAUUUAGGUCAACUGGUGCUUUGCACUCCAACUGAACUCCAGACUAAAUCUAUGUUCACUAAUGUCUCGUUCCCAUGGAUUAUGAAUCCGGUAUCUAAAUUUGGUUUUGUCUGGCACCGAAUUGUUUUCAUAACUGUAAUGAUGGUGCUGUGUGUCUUUCCACCAAAUCUGGUAAAACGUGAAAUUCCCUCGUGGUUUACGUUUUUUACAUUAUAUACUGAUACUAUAUAUGGUAUAGAUAUUGCAGUAUCCUUAUUUACGGCAGUUAAAACAGAGGAUUCUGUUACAAGUACUUUCUCUACAGUUUUGUUUGAACGAUUCAAGAGUUUCACUUUCAUGUUGGAUAUUUUGUCAUCAAUUUGGUUGGAAGAUUUAGCUUAUAUCGUUGGAGCACCACAAUAUUACUACACUUUUCAAUUUAACAGACUAAUUAAAAUAUAUGUGCUUUUUUAUGGUAUUUAUUUAAAGUGGGAUAUUAGAAGAAAUCCUUUGGUGGACGUUUGUCGGAAACUGCUGUUAAUUAAUUUUACGUUUAUAGUGCUGACAAGUCACAUUAUGUUCGAGCUGACUAAUUACAUGCCCCAGUUAACAGUAACAUAUUUCUUUGGAGAAGUUUUGUGUUCCAGAACCGUUAAGGUCGAUUGUGUAGAAAUGAAUCCAGUAACUGGGGUCUUAAUCAAUUGGGCUUUUGAAUGGACAUUUUGUGAAUAUGUGGCGAUGAACUUAUGGGACACAUAUGUUGGGAUAGUGAUCUCAUUCCUUUCUUACCUUAUAUUCGUGUAUUGUAGAAGUACACUUGUGUCGUAUAUGUAUUUGGAAAGUAGGGUAUUGUCAAGUUACCGAAGAUUUGUUUCAAAUCUUAAGAAAUAUUACCAGCAUUAUAGUAUUCACGUUGAUUUACUCAGGAGGCUUGAUAGAUAUUUCAUAUGCCAUUGGAAGUAUUACCAGGGUCAUGACGUAAUUUCAUCGAAUUCUAUGAUAGAAGAACCAAUUGAGAUAUAUUGGAAAGCGCAAGGUGAAGUGGCACAGCGAAUAAUAUCGAAAUCAAUAACGUUUACUCAUGCUGAUCCCAGCUUAAUCAAGGAAUUAGCUUGCAUGGCAAGAUUUUUAGUUCUACCUAAAAAUGCCAUAAUAUUUAUGUUUGGGAACCAAGUUAAAAAUGUUACUUGGAUUGUGCAGGGAUUCGUUAAAGUGGAGUCUCAUGAUGAAAAAGGUGAAAUAGUUGAAACUUACUAUGGACCCGGCACUUUAUUAUCAAUAGCUGCUGUUUACUUCGGGAAAGAAUCAGUUAGAUCAUACACUGCGUAUACUGAUUGUGAGACUAUAUACAUACCAAUAAAUAUAUUUUAUGAUAUCUACAAAAAAUAUACAUUGGAAUAUGAAUAUUUGCAAAAUUGUGUUAAAGAAUUCACACCUAUGGUUGACGAAAUGUUUAGAAAUUAUUUGUUACAUCGGAGAGAUUAUCAACAAAAACUGCGAGACAGAAUUAACAGUACAAGAAUGUCAAUGACAUCGACAGCAAAAGUGAUUCCUGAAUUACAACAAAAUCGAUCGUUGCCAUUUGAAGGUGAUUUCUGGGGAGAUCCGGAAUCUGCAUUUAUGCAAACCUGGUUGAUGUUUCGAACAGUUGUCGUAUAUGUCUCUAUCUCGUCUGCUGCUGUGUUGGGUGGCAUUGGAGCUGUAUCACGAUGGGUGUUUACUAUGAUCAGCGCGUUCUGUGACUGCAUUGCCUGGAUCGAUAUUAUCUUAAAGUUAUUCCUCGCAUAUCACGAUGAUCGUGGCAUAAUAAUAACCAACACUAAAAAAUGCUUCGUAAAUUAUAUAACUAAAGCAUUUAUAUUGGACCUUAUCGGUGUUAUACCCGUGUAUGAAGUUCUUAAGGCUUUGCUAUCAGCUGAAAUCGAUGAUGAUACAAGUUUUCUAAUAAAUACAGUGUGCAAAUUCGCGCAUAUCUAUAUUUUGUUUGCGUAUUUCCAAUAUAUUAGUGAUCUCCCGACGGUGAACGGCACUUUGAUUAAUAUAGUAAAAUGGCAAUUAGUAAACAGUCUUCUAGUACUGGGUGCAAGUCAUUAUUUCAUGGUUGUCUGUGUAAAAUUUGAGUUCAAUGAAAGAAAUAUGGAUUUGCUUUCUGUUACUCUCCGGGAUACUUGCUGGAUGCCCGAUGUGAUGACGAUGCCUUUUAAUUUGAGUUGGAAUGAUUUACAUUUGAUAUUCGCUGAAAGUCUAAGUCUCGCUGAAAACGGUAUGAUGGGAUUAAAUUAUGGAAGAUUUCUAGUUGACAGCAGAAAUUUGGGAGUGGGGCUCUGUUUAUUUGUCAUCGGAUUUAUAUUUUGGUGCAUAUCGUGUCAUGCUUUGACCCUGUUAGUAUUGGACGCUCGUGGAGAUUUUUUGUUUCAACAUGCUGUAAACCAACUCGACAGGUUUCUCACUUCCGAGAGAGUUGAGGAUUCAAUUAUACAGAAAGCGAUGCAACAUUUUAGAUAUUGUUGGGUCAGAACAAAAGGCAUCCAAUUGAAUCAACUGACAAAUGAAGGGAUUGGUGUAGUGUUUCGACAGGAUCUGAACUACUUCUUUUAUAAAAAGACAUUCAGUAUUCUGGAUACUAUAAUCAAAGGCGGUGAAGCCAUGCAAAGGCAGUUAGCCAGCGUCAGUACACAGGCGUUCUUCCUAGGAGGACACGACAUUAUCAGGGAAAACGAUCUCGUGACUUACUUGUGCGUUGUGCAUCGCGGGAAAGUCGUGCUGACGAAAAAGAAUAGGAAGUUGAUUGUUUUGACCAAGGGCGAUAUAUUUGGUCAGUUACUAGGCACAAGGAAGCGGCCUAUACGUGUGACCGCAACAGCUGAAGACAAAGUCGACGUUCUAUAUAUUGAGAUAAAUGCGUUUCAAAGCAUUAUUACUGAGGAGGUACGCCGAACAAUUAUGCGUAAUCCGCAACAUAAGAACGAUUUUCUGGCAACAAAGUACGUGACUCUUGAGAAUCCAUACGACACAGUUAAAUACCUUUUACGUGGACGGAAGAUGAUCAAGCUACCGUGGAAUGAUUUCCCGGUGGAAGGUUACCAUGGUACAUGGUACUCAAAUUUCUUGCACCUCACAUGGUUUGUCGGCCCCUUCAUCACCACAGUUUGUGUCAAUUCGUUCGUCGUCCUACCGACUGGACACAACUUGUGGUACCGAGUCUAUAUCGUACUCUUUAUAUGUGAUGUGAUUCAUCUGGCGAACUUUAUUGCGGAUUUUUAUUCGAUCCAACUAGUUGUAGUACAAAACAAAUGCCAACAUCAAAGAGUGGGCUGGAAGAAACUAAAAGAUUGGUCAUUGUACCUGGAUAUCCUAAGUUUUCUGAUUCCACUAGGUACAAUCUUUCACAAUGAUUGGAGAUACCAGUACGCGAGGAUGUUGCGCUUGAAGUAUUUCUUUGACUACGAUUUUCACUUCUGUAGGGGUUUCAAGAGAAGUAUGGCACCAAUACUUUUGAAAAUAGCAAUAUUUCUAUUGGUUAUCCACUGUUUCACUUGUGGUUGGGUGUAUAUCGCAUGCAGAAGGAAGGGUAAAUUCCCAAUUCAUAUCAGGGAUAUGCGCGAUAUGGUCAACACAAUUGAUUUCAGUCAAUGGACACAUCCUGAUGAUAGAGGCGAAGGUUGUGCGCGUGCCACAAGAGAUAUUCGGGAUGAGGAAGACCCUGCAGUAUUUAUUCCUACCUUCGUAGUCCCCAAGUACUGGCCCUAUGAUUACAUCGUAGCUUUGACGUACAUUCUGCUUAUACACACACAUACCAAUAUUGAUACGAUAAUGCCUCUAUCAAUAAAUGAAGUAUACUACAAAGUAUUCACUACAUUUGUUCUACAACUAUUGGACAUCUACAUAAUGGCACUGGCUAUAAACGCAGCAUAUACAAAGUAUCGAGAACUGUAUCAAUAUAAUUUCUCUAUAAAAAAUAUGCUUAUUUAUUUGACUGACUCGGGACUUAGCAGGUCUUUGUCGGAUAAUGUAUGGGCUUAUACUGUGCAGUUGUGGAAAAGGCAGAAAGGUGACAAACUACCAGACCUAGCUUACCAAUGCCCCCCAUGUUUACGCCAAGACCUGUUUACUGCGCUUUACCUACAUCACCUUGAUGCACCUCCAACAUUUCGCAUGUUGCCUGACUAUUUCAAACGGCAACUAGCUGCGAGGUUGCAAAGGACUGUCAUAUUUCCUGGGAAAUGUAUUGUAAGAGAAGGAGAUACCUUCAACAUUACUUACUUUAUCCACGAGGGAGAAGUUGAAAAGUGGUACAUCGACAAAGCCGGUGAAAACAAGCUAAUGUCAGUGCUGUAUACAAAUGGAUAUUUUGGAUGUAUGUCGGGUUUAUUCGUCAAUGUAGGAUUCCACUUCACUUACUAUUCUCGAACGGUGGUGGAUUUAGUCUAUUUAGACCUGGACAAAUGGACCGAUUUGUUGACUUCCUACCCAGAUAUAAAAGCUAAGCUUUAUGAAGCUACUAGAAAUAUGAAGAAAGAUCAUACCAAGAAAAAAUAAAAUGUUUAGUU